UGCUUACAACUGUCCUUUUGAAGCGAACUUCCAGUGGAACUCCCGCAUUUUUCCGACAGGAACAACUAUAGUUGUGUAGGUUACGUUUCGUUAUCCAUGUCGGUCACACCGGUAGCCGUUAAAUUCCAAGCUGGCAUCUUUUAAUCAUCUUUUGCCAUUGACACUCGCCACAUGUAAGCAGCUGCGCACACCGCAAUCCGAGGCAGGUCUCCGCUGGAUGUCAGUGCUGGGGGCGGUGCACGAGGAGGCGAGUUUGAGGGAAAACCCUGGUCACACAGGAAGAGAGAAAUCAGUCAUUUCUGCGAGCGCCGCUGACAAGACCGCUGCAGGAGAUAGGAGGAGUAUCUAUAUAUAGCCAACAACAGUGGGCAGCGGAGCUUCUCUUCGUGUCGCUCCGUGUAGUUAAGAAGCCAAGGCAUUUUUUUUCUCUCACCCGGGAGACUUGCAAUUUUCGGAACAAAAAAAAAACCAUGUUGGACAGUGGUGGCAAGGUGCUUAAAGAGGGACUGCUGGAGAAACGGAGCGACGGCUUGCUGCAGCUGUGGAAGAAGAAGCAUUGUGUACUCACGGACGAGGGUCUCAUUCUCCUCCAUCCGAAACAGCACGACAACCAGCAUCAGCAGCAUCCGACAAAGGACCACGGUUGCAAAAUCAAAGAGCUGCGCUUCUCCAGCAUGAAGACCGUGGACUGCGUCGAGAGGAAGGGCAAGUACGUCUACUUCACCGUGGUCAUGUCGGAGGGCAAGGAGAUCGAUUUCAGGUGCCCGCAGGACGAGGUUUGGAACGCCGAGAUAACUUUGCAAAUGGUGCAGUACAAAAACAGGCAGGCUAUUCUCGCGGUAAAGUCCACCCGACAGAAACAGCAACUACUCGUCGUGCAGCUUCCAGGACACAAGACCAUCAAGAACUCCCAGAACGCCGCGUGAGGCGGAGCGUGACGAGCCACAUCUGCGGUUACUGGAACACUCCGCAGACAGGAUCAGUGGUCUGGGCAUUUCUGAUCGCCUUCGCCGAGGAAAAACAAGACUUGUCAAGUCACAGUAAAUGCUUCAUGAGCUUGCCCGAGAAUGCUAACCUUAUUUUGCCGCGGACUUUACCAUGAACAAAAAAAAAAAAAAAAAAAAAAAACUGAUGGAGGCGUUCACAGAACGGAAGAAAUUGCUGUGCAUUCUUGCCUGUUAACUACUUUCUGGUAUUUUAUUUAUUUAUUUAGUUUUGUAUACGUUUUAUUAUGUUUGAGUGUGUGGAUGUGCAGAUUUUUGCUGUUAUGUCCUACAAACUGUGGCUUUAUAUAUAUAUAUAUAUAUAUAUAUAUAUAUAUAUAUAUAUAUAUAUAUAUAUAAUGUGGACCUAUUCUUGGCAUAACAGCAGAUAGCAGGUCACUGAAAGGGUAUUGUGUGACUCGUUUGUGUUUCGUGACCCAUUAAUGUGCAUUAUCUUGAUCCAGUAUCAUGUCUUGACGCAGAUCAUGUACUCAACAUGAAAUUACAAGCUUUCCCUCCAGUGCAUUGAACCAAAGACCAAAAGCAGCUCACUGUUCAUCACUUUAAAAAAAACUGGUUAUCAGGAAAAUUGUUUCAGGCCUAUUUUCACCGGGACUUGAUGAAAAGUUACGCCAAAAACCUGAUAGUAUGUUAAAAAUGUGUAUUAUAUUAGCUGUUGCGUGUAUCUGGCUUGUUCGUGCCAAAUGUGAUGGGCCGUACAUGUAUUGAUGCCACCGGUUCAGAUUCACAGCGUGCACAACGUCGGUGAACUGCAGCUGCUAUGGUUUAUGCACUGCGCCAGGUGCACCGCGUUAGAAUGGUCAUUUAAUUCACGGAGUAAUCAUCAUGUGGUGUACAGCAUGAGUUCGGUUAUUUUAAUGUGAGAGCUAUUUUCAUACUUUUAAAAAUAUACAUUCCAUUUCAAA
Molecule: messenger RNA, 1909 nt
Organism: Anguilla rostrata (American eel)
Lineage: Eukaryota; Metazoa; Chordata; Actinopteri; Anguilliformes; Anguillidae
Gene: phlda1
Product: pleckstrin homology-like domain, family A, member 1
Exons: 2
Coding region: 471-926 (151 amino acids)
Biological process (GO): positive regulation of apoptotic process
Molecular function (GO): phosphatidylinositol phosphate binding
Source: RefSeq, a predicted model, not a curated record